AUGUCUGAUACUCCUUCUGCAAAUCCAACAGUGAUACAACCCAUACUUGAAGAGUUUCGGGAGAUUAUUCUAGACGAGUUGCUUAGUGGUCUACCUUCUAUGCGAGAUAUUCAGCACCACAUAGAUCUUGUGCCUGGUGCUUGUCUGCCGCAUUUACCGCACUAUCGCAUGAGUCCAAAGAAGUACCAAAUUCUGCAGGACCAAGUUACAGAGUUGGUUCAGAAAGCUACCACCAGAUUCGUAUUAGACCAGGGGACAAAUGGAAGACUACUUUCAAGACUAAAGAGGAUUCGUUGUUGUCUAUUUUAUAAUCAGUCAGAUAUGGAGCAUCAAUCGUACUUGAAGGAGGUACUGACAGUUUUGCAGGCAAACAAGUUGUACAUCAAUCUGAAAAAGUGCACUUUUAUGACCAAUAGUUUACUGUUUCUGGAUUUUGUGGUGAGUGCUAAAGGCAUUUGGGUUGAUGAGGAAAAAGUUGAGUGUGAUGCCUCAGUCAUUGGAGUUGGUGUUAUUCUUUCCCAAGAGGGUAGACCAGUUGUGUUCCAUAGUGAAAAGCUUAGUAAUGCAAGGAAGAAGUGGACUACCUAUGAGCUUGAGUUUUAUUCAGUGGUACGUGUCUUGAAGGUUUGGGAGCAUUAUCUAGUGCAGAGAGAGUUCGUUAUUUACACUGAUCAUCAGGCUUUGAAGUUCAUCAACAGCCAGAAUAAUAUUAACAGGAUGCAUACCAGAUGGGUUUCUUUUUUACAGCGAUUUACCUUUUCCUUAAGGCAUAAGUCAGUGUUGUAUGGGGAAGAUGAUGACUUCAAGGAAUUUUGGGCUAAGUGUCAGACUGGACAGGUUGCUGAGAGUAUGGACAUACACGAGGGAUUUCUUUUUCGUGGUAAUCAGCUUUGUGUUCCGAGGAGUUCCCUUUGUGAGCAGAUUAUUCAUGAAUUACAUGGUGGCGGUCUAGGUGGACAUCUUGGUCGAGAUAAGACCAUAGCUUUAGUCAAAGAGCGAUAUUAUUGGCCACAACUUAAGGGGGAUGUUGGCAACUAUGUGCGGUGGUGUCCAAUCUGUCAAUUUGCUAAAGGUCAGUCUCAAAACACUAGUCUUUAUAUCCCUCUACCUACACCAAAUUGUCCUUGGAAAGAUUUGUCUAUGGACUUUAUCCUAGGACUUCCACGCACUCAACGAGGGGUAGAUUCAGUUUUUGUAGUUGUUGAUCGUUAUUCUAAGAUGACUCAUUUCAUAUCUUGCAAGAAGACUUCUGAUGCUACACAUGUUGUAAAUAUGCUUUUCAAAGAAAUUGUUCGUCUUCAUGGCGUUCCUAAGUCCAUCACUUCUGAUAGGGACACCAAAUUCCUAUCCCAUUUUUGGAGGACUUUAUGGAGGCGUUUUGAUACAUCUUUGAAUUUCAGCAGCACUAGUCAUCCGCAAUCUGAUGGUCAAACAAAGGUCGUCAAUCAGACUUUAGGCAAUCUGAUUUGUUGUAUUUCUAGUGAGAAUCUAAAACAGUGGGAUCAUGCGUUAUCACAGGCGGAAUUCGAAUAUAACAGCAUGGUUAAUCGGUCAACGGGCAAGUCGCCCUUUGCUAUUGUUUACUAUCAUCCGCUAAAGCAUACAUUGGAUUUGGUCCCACUUCCGAAGCUGCCUGGAAAGAGUGUUGUUGCAGAACACAUGGCAGAUCGCAUCCAAGCCAUUCAGGAUAAGGUUCGAAUGUAUCUUGAACAAGCCAAUGCGAAAUACAAGGAAGCAGCAGACAAGAAGAGGUGA
This is a messenger RNA of Cornus florida, 1755 nucleotides long. RefSeq lists its product as uncharacterized. Bases 1 to 1755 code for a protein of 584 amino acids. Gene Ontology annotation, biological process: DNA integration. Gene Ontology annotation, molecular function: nucleic acid binding. NCBI's taxonomy places the organism in Eukaryota, Viridiplantae, Streptophyta, Magnoliopsida, Cornales, Cornaceae. The record is from RefSeq and is a predicted model, not a curated record. The transcript has 5 exons.